This is a messenger RNA of Chrysoperla carnea, 1664 nucleotides long. Its product is annotated as N-acetylglucosamine-6-sulfatase-like. Lineage: Eukaryota; Metazoa; Arthropoda; Insecta; Neuroptera; Chrysopidae. The record is from RefSeq and is a predicted model, not a curated record. Bases 90 to 1574 code for a protein of 494 amino acids. The transcript has 10 exons. Gene Ontology annotation, biological process: glycosaminoglycan metabolic process. Gene Ontology annotation, molecular function: glycosaminoglycan binding; N-acetylglucosamine-6-sulfatase activity.
AUGUAUAUCAGAAAAACACCUAUACAAACAUUGACCUGUAAAGUUCAUACCGUUUAUCAAACAUUUUUUUUAUAUUAUUUGUCAUUAAAAUGGAGUAUUUCAACUUAUUUUUUAUCGUAAUAUUAAUUUUAAACGUGGAAUCUUUAAAAAAUAAGAACAUAGUUCUGAUUUUGACCGAUGAUCAAGAUAUUCAUUUGAAUAGUGUUGAACAUAUGCUGAAUGUACAACAAUUGAUAGCGAACGAAGGUGCUUCAUUUGAGAAUGCUUAUACUACAACGCCUAUAUGCUGUCCUAGCAGAAGUUCAAUUUUAACAGGACUAUACUCUCAUAAUCAUCAAGCUAUAAACAAUUCUUUAAGUGGUGGAUGUUCUAGUUCAAAUUGGCAAAAGUUAUUUGAACCUUUGACUUUUGGAAACAGUUUACAUUCAGCUGGCUAUACUACUUUCUAUGCCGGAAAGUAUUUAAAUCAGUAUGGAGAUCGUGCCGUCGGCGGAGCUGCACAUGUUCCACCAGGUUGGGAUUGGUGGUAUGGCUUACUUGGAAAUUCCCGUUAUUACAAUUACAAUUUAAGUAUUAAUGGAACAGAGAAAUUUUUUGCUAAUGAUUACCUGACAGAUGUGAUUGCAAACUAUAGCAGUGAAUUUUUAAAACAACGUCCCAUAGAUAAACCGUUUCUUAUGGUACUUUCAACGCCAGCUCCACAUGCACCAUUUACGCCUGCUGAUAGACAUAAAAAUAGUUUGCCAGAUGUUGAAGCUGUAAUAACACCAGCAUUUAAUUAUUCGAAUUUAAAUAAUAAACACUGGUUAUUAAGAAUGUCUCCAAUACCUUUGCCAACUGAAUCAAAACCAAUUUUGGACAGUGUCCAAAGAAAUCGCUUACGAACUUUGCUCGCAGUGGACGAACUUGUAAAAUCAAUAAUCGAUCAAUUAGAGCAAUCCAAAAUUAUAAACGACACAUACGUAAUAUAUACGUCAGAUAAUGGAUAUCACAUAGGUCAAUUUUGUCAAUUUUGGGAUAAACGGCAGCCAUAUGAAACAGAUAUAUCUGUACCAUUAUUCAUUCGUGGUCCAAAUAUACGACCAAAAUCGAUCAUUUCAAAUCCUGUCGCUAAUAUUGAUUUUGCUCCAACUAUAAUAGAAAUGGCGGGUUUAAAUAUUUUGCAUAAUUAUGAUGGAGUUUCAUUUUUUGAUAUUUUAAAUAAUCCUUCUAAACACAUAAAAUAUAAUCGAACUUUAUUCAUUGAGUACAGUGGAGAAGGUAACCCUAAUACAAUUUCGAACAAUUGUCCAUGGAAAUAUGAUACAGAAUUAUCGCAAUGCUCUGAAGAUGCUUGGUGUAAAUGCCAAGAUGCUAGGAAUAAUUCGUAUUCAUGCGUCCGACACUUUUCUGAUGAAGACAACAUUUUAUUAUGUAAUUUCGACGAUGAUGAGAAUUUUAUAGAAAUAUAUAACUUAGAAGACGAUAAACAUCAAUUAAGAAAUCUUGCAAGAAAUCAGCCGAAUCUCAUCACAAAAUUUCAACUAUUUUUGGAAACUUUAAAGCAAUGUUCGGGUAUUACCUGUUACUUGUAAUCAUUGAUGUCUUUACUAAAUACAAAUAGCCAACUUACCGUUUGGGUUUCAAAAUUACAAGACACUUCGAUGAAAAUUUCCGGUUGAGUU